This is a messenger RNA of Aspergillus steynii IBT 23096, 720 nucleotides long. Its product is annotated as putative haloacid dehalogenase-like hydrolase. NCBI's taxonomy places the organism in Eukaryota, Fungi, Ascomycota, Eurotiomycetes, Eurotiales, Aspergillaceae. The record is from RefSeq and is a predicted model, not a curated record. The coding region runs from base 1 to 720 and encodes 239 amino acids. The transcript has 5 exons.
AUGGCUUCGGUUCCGGGUUCCGCCGGAGCCUCCCCGCUCCGUCAACGACGGUUCGCACCGCUUGACCCGCAUCAAUCGGGGUCGGGGGCGUCGACGUUAAAGGGCAUGGUAUUUGACGUAGAUGGGACGUUAUGCCUUCCGCAGAAUUACAUGUUUGCCGAAAUGCGAGCAGCCCUCGGCAUCCCCAAAUCCGUCGACAUCCUGCACCACAUCCAGCGCCUCCCCACCGCCGACGAGCGCGCCACCGCGGCCGAAAAGAUCCGCGCCGUCGAGCGCCGCGCCAUGCAGCAUCAGCAGCCGCAGCCCGGGCUCGUCGAGCUGAUGGAUUAUCUGCAGAAGAGGGGGAUUCCGCGGGCUCUGUGUACGCGGAACUUUGAAACACCCGUCACGCGACUCCUGGAGAAUUUCCUCCCUGAGCAUGUCUUCCUGCCGAUUAUUACGAGGGAAACGCCAGGGUUGCUGCCGAAGCCGGAUCCCGCGGGGAUCUUGUAUAUCGCGACGGAGUGGGGGCUGGAGAAUCGGGCGGAGAAUUUGAUCAUGGUAGGAGAUAGCAUCGACGACAUGACUGCCGGGCACACUGCCGGCGCGGCCACCGUGCUGCUGGCCAACGAGUUCAAUGCCCAUCUCAAGGAUCAUGAACAUACGGAUAUCUGGAUUGAUCGGUUAGAUGAUUUGAUUGGGAUUUUGGAGCAGGGGUUUAUUGGACAUGGGAGAGGCUAG